GGCUAGGCGACCAGUGGCCGCUAAGCCUGGGCGAAAUCAUGGCGACUUGUAUGGAAACCAUAGCCGGGGGGAUGACCCCUACGGCGGUAACGCCCGAGUCGGAGAAAGAUGAUUCCCAGGAGCAUGAAAAGAUUCUGUCUCCAGAUUUUCUUUCAGUUGCUCAAAUUACUGAAAUGCUAACAGAGGACAUUGAUGGGAUUCAACAAAAAUUGGAAAAGUUUUUGAAUUUCAGACAUCUUCAGACCUGUUUAAAGCAAGCCAUUCUGCUAGAUUAUUAUGUGUCUGGAUUUUGGUGGGCAAAAGAAAUGGAAUUUUCAAUACCUCAAUAUUCAAAGUUUAUGACUUUACUAGAUAUGUUACUUCAUAAUCUGAAAACACUGCAUAUGUCCUUAGAAGAUAGCAUAAAAUGGCUUGGAGAGGUGAUGGCACAAAUAGGACCAUCUCAUCCACAAGAAAAUGAGAAAAGUAAUAUCUUUGAUGUAAAACAAGCUAAUGCUAUCAUUGACUAUAUAAAAAUCAGUUUAUUUCAACACUACAAGCUAUAUGAGUUCCUGUUCUAUUCUGCCAGGGAAGAAAUUGUGAUAGGAACUGAGCAAGUGAUAGAGGUUGUCAGAUCUUCAAGUAGCUGUUUCCCUGAUCCUCUAGAAGAAGGAAUCGCAUUUGAUGUCUACUCAACAUUCAUAGCGCCACCACCAACAUCAGAUACUGAAAUGAAGGGGCUGGACCAAGAACAAGGCCCUGAGCAACCCCAGUCAGAAGCUGACCUUUCAUCCAUGGAUCCUUUAGUUGGCUUCACCAUUGAAGAUAUAAAAUCAGUACUGGAUCAAGUCACAGAUGAUAUUUUAAUCAGCAUUCAGACCGAGAUAAACGAAAAGCUGCAAAUACAGGAAGAGGCCUUUAAUGCACGAAUAGAAAAACUGAAAACGGCCUGAGGACUCGGCACAAGGAGAGUAAUGCUAAACUUCACAGAAACAAACCAAGCCAGCUAGAAUAAUAGACGCUCCAGAGCGUCACAUCUUUCAUUUAGUUGAGAGAGGAAACCCAACCCCCACUUUUUAUUAGCCUAAGUAAUUAGAAAAUUAUUUGCCCCAAUUUUUCUAUCAUCUGUCCCAUAACAGCGUCUGAAUUUAUUGCACUGUGUAAUAAGACCAUUUUGUAUACACAGUAUGGAGAAUGAUACAUAACAAUACAGUUAACGUUUACGAUGCUUCUUUGACAUUUUGAGUAGUAAGUGCUGUUCAUCUUCAAGGAGAAUGAGGCCAACUCUUUUAAAUAAAGAAAAAAAGAACAAUAAUUUUAUCCAUUGUGACCCAAAUGAACAGCCCUAUUAAUGUAGCACUGUGAGCAGAUACUGAGAUACCACACUGCUGAGGAUAAAACUAAACAAUAACAACUCAAAUACAUACAUAGUGAUUUUUGCCCUUAUAUCAUUUUGGUUUUUUUAUUUAAAUGCUUCAGUGUGAAACCAAUUUUCUGAAAUUAUAUAAUGCAGUUUGAAGCACUUUAAUUUAUUCUGUACUGUAUUUGUUAUUUCUAAUCUUGUUACUCUCCCAGGAGAAUACAUGACCUAUAUAAAAAGAAGCAAUGUAUAAAUGGUUAUUAAAGACCAGCCUAUAUAUAGAUCGUAAAACUUAAAUACAAAUCAAACUUACAGAGCCCUUAAAAUUAACCAUGAUAUUGCUGAAUGAUGGAAAACAUCUCAAGCCUUUUAAAUGCCUUUUUAAAAUAGAAUUUUAAAAAGAAAAAUAUUCAUUUGCCAACUGAUUGUCCUUAGUUGAACAAAUUAAAUUAAUGACUGCCUAGACCCUUUCCAAAUUUCUUAGACUUCAGAGAAGUCUAGAAUGGAGAGCAUUGCCUUUGGAGGCAAUUCCUUCUAAGAGUUUCCUGUUAAAAAUGUACUUAUAUCUUGGCAGUUGUAUAUGUUUUGUCUGUCUGUAGAGAGUCUGUCUGUGCUCUAGCUCUGAGCUGUAAAACCUUACCUUUUGCAACAGUGUCAAAGGGACUGGAAUAAAAAGAAACAGCAGAAAUCCGGAGUGGGGAGGAUAGAUAGAGACAGGACAACUCAUGAGUGUUCCUAGCACACACUUCUGGAGUAAGACUCACAGUUCUAACACUGGUUUCACCAGUGGCUUGUAUGUGACUUUGAGAGGCUGCUUACCUUCUACUUGUUCACUUUUUAAAUGGGGUUGUUACUAGUUUUGAUGGAGUUGUAAGAAUUCAGUUCAUAUUAACAGGUGUAUGUUGUCAGCUGAUUUCCGUUUACUUUCAAGAUACCAAAAGAAUCACUUCCCAUCCCUAAUACCCAGUUGUUUGAUCAACCUUUUUGUCAUUAUUCCCCAUCGUCUUUGUUUCUCCACAGGCACCUGUGGUUCAACUUGUGGUUCAACCCAUGGUGACCACUUUGCCACUCUCUUAUCCUGUACCUACCAUGUGGGAGAAGCCUAGGGAUCCCUGUAACAGCCUAACUGCAACAUCUAAUAAAAAUAGGAGAAAGAACAAGCACAAUAGAAUGUUAUGUUUUGCUUCAUAGUCUCUGCUCUUUAAAGUUAAUUUUGAAGUGAUCAGGAAUAUGUAGCCAGUUAUCCACAGUUAUCCACAAAAAAAAAAAAAAAAAAUCACCCUGACUAGGUAUUUUUAUUUUUUUCCUUACGAGACAACCACAGAUUCCAGUGUGUUCUUAGAAAACUUGUUUUCUGAGCAUUUAAACAGUAAUUUUCUCAAAACACAAUUUGCAUUGUGCCUCCCUAAGGUAUUUCCACAACAGUGUGCCAUUCUUUCUCUACAUUGUUACCAGUAGGCCAGUGUUUUGUUUUUAGUUUAGUUUAGUUUCAUUUUUUGUUUUGUUUGUUUUGUUUUGUUUUGUUUUGUUUUUUUUGGGGGGGAGUAUUCUGAUAGAAAGUGAUGCCAUACUGUUGUUUUAAUUUGCUUUUAUUGUUUUAUUCCAUAUGUCUUAAGUACCUUUGAUAUAUUUACAAGGCAAUAUGUGUGUGUACAUGUGUUUAAUCCUAAGAACUCUGAGAGGUGGAUAUUAUUUGCCUCUUUGGAUAGUUAUGGAGCCUGAAACUUACAGAGAUUAUGAGCCAAAACCAAGUAGCAAAUUAAUGUUGAAGGGUCAGGACUUCAAACUCAAAGAUGACCUAUUUUUCAAAUGAGAACACUAACAGAAAAUUUAAGUAAUUUCCCCAUGAUUACACAGUUAGUGGUAAUGCCGGUUUUUGAACUUGUACCCACAUAAUAACAAAACCCACAUACUUCACCUCUGUCUUCAUCUAACUGUCUCACAGUCAAUGGGAAACAAAUUGAAACUGAUUUUCUGUUAUUAGUUAAAGAAGGGAACAAAUAUGUGUUGUUAGCGUAUUAAGUAUUUAAAAUAUUUAUUUAGGGGUGGGACAUACGUACCCAUUUUAUUCCUUCAAUCAUACACUGUAUAUUUAGUUAGUGCCUAUUAUGUAUCAGGGCAUUCAGUAGUGAACCAAACAGACAUUGUCUCUGAUAUUUUGGUGGGAGGAAGAGAGAAAGCUAAUGCUAACUGUAGUAAGUACACGUUUCUGGGAAUUAGGAAAUUUGAAUAAAGAACCUUGAUCUUGUCUGGAAACUCAUAGAAGCUUCCCAGAGAUUCUGGUGUUUGGGCUGGGAUUUCAGGGGUGGCGGGAAUUUAACUGGAUAGAAGAUGAAGGGAGAUAAACUUCAGGGAGAAAGAGAUAAGUAUGCACAGAAUCCCUGGAUCACAAGAUGUGUCUGAAAAAAAUGCUCACAGCCACACCUCUUUUAGGGUCCUGUAGACCACAUUAUAGACUUCAAUUUUUAACCUAAGCAGGAAGCUGUUGAUAAUUUCUAAGUAGCAAGUGAUAUCAGAUUGGUAUUUUUUUUUUUUAAAGGUCAUCGCCCUAGUGCCAGGACUUCUAUCCAUGGAGAAAUGGAAAAGAGUAUUCAUAGAAAAUGAUUCCUACUGCUAAUGAUAUCAUAGCUCUACUUCUUAGCGAUUUCUAACAGUGAGAGAAUGAAAGAAAAAAUUGACUCCUUUAAAGUCACAGGGUCCACCUACUCUAAGCAGUCUUUGACACAAAAGCAACCCUCUGAAGAGCCAAAUAAAAAACAAUACCAACCUAUUAUUUAGAUGAGCAACAACCUUCCUCCGAUCAGCCACACUAUCAUUCUUCCAUUUACAAGAAUAAUUUGGGGUUCUUUUUUUCUCUUUCCCAUGAUGCAUUUCAAAGAGAAAAUAUAUUCAGUUAUGAACAACCCCAGACUGCCACUGUUUCAGGUAUUUGCCAGCACUGUUGUGCCUAAAUAUAGCUGCAGAGUCAUUUUUUCCAAAAUCCGAAUGUAAAGCCCCUAUUUCUAUCCUUCAUUUGAUUGGAACCAUUCAACCAUCCUGGUAGAUAAUAAGUUUGCAUGUUCUUAGAUUGCAUUUCAUUAUGCUUCAGUUCCCCUGGAGAAUAAAUGUGCUCCUUUUCCCAACAAUUGUAGAGGAGAAAUACUUCUGACAUCUCAGAUUUCAGAGUCUCAAGAAGAUGUCCCUCUUCUGGACAUCAAAGUCUUCCCCUUCCCCCACAUUGAUUCAUUAUAAGGUAAGUGAGGGCCUCUUUGUGGCAGUAAAACACUUAUUACUUUAAGUUUCCUAAGCAAAAAGGAUUCUAGAUAAAAAUAAUAUCACCUUGUGGGAAGUCAAAUUCCAAAAUAGAAAAUAUUAAAAAUCUCUUUUGCUUUUAGGGGCUUUCCCCUUUCCAUGGAUAUAUCAGCAGUGGAGAUUGUCUUAGUUUUUGACAAAGCCACCACAGGGUUUGGUGUUUUUGUUUUUGUUUUGUUUUUGGCAGUUAUUGUAACAUUCUUCAUUCUAGAUUCUUCAUGUAGUCAUUCUUCAGAAAUGUUCAAUGGAGGUAGUUCUAAGGAUCAGUUUGCUCAUUAAGUCUAACCUAUAUUCUAAAUAUUUUCAAAGUAAUGGGAUGAAAUAAGACAGAUAAAGCCCUUGACUUCAUGGUGUUCAUAGAUUUUACCAUCCAGACAAAGAUGGUAAAUAAGCAAAUAAGUUGGGAGAUCUUAGACAACAAUAAAGAUGCCAAUGAUUCAUACAAAGGCACAGGAUAAAAAGUUCUGGGAUGUGGAAGACCUACUUCUUCAAGGCUAUCAAGAAUCCUUUUGAAAGGGGUUACUAUUGAGUUGAGACCAGAAUAGUAGAAGGAACCAACUGUGGGCCAUCCCGUAGAACAUUUGUUCUCAGCAGUGAAUAUAGCAAGUAAAUUGUCAUUGCCAAGUAGAAUUUUUGAUUACCCCAAGUAACUCAGAUACUGCCAAUUACUUUGGCAGGUAAGAAGGCUGAUUCGCAACCUCAGACUUUCACGUUCCUGACCCACUAUUUUUUCCAGUCUAUCAUGUUGGUAUGAUCAUAUUGGUCUCUCUCUCUCUUUUUUUUUUUUCCAAAAUAAUGCAGAAUUAUAGUCACCAAAUUCUUAGCAUAAUCACUAAACCCAAGUAAGUUCACCUAUUUAAAAGAAUUUUGGCCCAAACUCUGGCAGAAUGGAGCUAAGUAAAUAAUGUAUAUACUCUGCUUUCAAAGGAGGUAUAGCUCCCAUGUUAUGUGUGAUGUGUGCAUAAUGACCCUUUCCAAUAAGUACGGUAUGAAAAAAAGGGGAGAGGUACUACAUUUACAGUUAAGAAAUGUCAUAAACACCACUUGUGCCAGAUGAUCAAGUUCAACAUCAACAGUCUAUACCAUGCUAAUAUCAUAUACCCUUAAUAGGAGGCAAUGAAAAUAGGACUUUAUCUUUGUGGUUCUUAUAGCCAAACACAUAACCUUAAUAUAAUAAUGAGAAUACUAUCAGACAAAUUCCAGCAGAGAAACAUCUCCUACAAUAUAUCAGAUCAAUACUCUUCAAAACUAUCAAGGUCAAGGUCAUCAAAAACAAGAAAAGUGAGAAAAUGUCACAACCUAAAGGAGCUGAAGAAAGUAUGACGAACUAUAUGUAAUGUGGACGCCGGCGUGAAAAUCUUUAGCAUAAAAAAGAUGUUUAAAGAAAUGCAAAUAAGGCCCUCCCUGGUGGCGCAGCU
Molecule: messenger RNA, 6048 nt
Organism: Condylura cristata (star-nosed mole)
Lineage: Eukaryota; Metazoa; Chordata; Mammalia; Eulipotyphla; Talpidae
Gene: CABCOCO1
Product: chromosome unknown open reading frame, human C10orf107
Exons: 8
Coding region: 39-932 (297 amino acids)
Source: RefSeq, a predicted model, not a curated record